GGCGGAGGGAAGAAAAGGAAAAGGAAGCGGGACGUUGUUAAAGGGAUCGAAGUGAUAUUUUGGCCUUCAAUCUUGCGUCACCACGGACGAAAGAGCAGAUUUCAGGGACCCCGGGGGCCUUCCCGCCGCACAGCUGGUGUGACGACUGGAAGAAGGGUGGAGAGGAAGGCCCUUGAACCCUCCCCGGGGCCCACAGCGAGCAGCGUAGGGGGACCUGCACCCCUGCAGGAGGAAGGCAGGCGAGGCGCCGGCGGCUGCACACUUGGACAGGCCGAUGCCUGGGACUGCAGGGGGGGCUUGCACAUUUGGGUCCCGGCUGGGACUGGGGCCGCGGGGUCCACUACGAUCCCGGAGCUGCUGAUGCGCCGGGGCAAAGGGAGGGGCUUCGGAGCUGCGGCGCCGGGGCGUCCCGGGGGGCGAGAGGUCGAGCGAGAGCCGGGAGCGCGGUAGCCGGGGGGACCAGGGCUUGCUCAGCUGGCUAGGAGGGGCCCCGCCGCGGGAGCGGCCGGGGACUGCUCCCCAUCCCCCUGCGAUUGGCCGGCCAUCCCCGCCCCGCCGAGAUGCCGGAAGAAAACAUCUUUCUGUUUGUGCCCAAUCUCAUCGGCUAUGCCCGGAUCCUCUUCGCCCUCAUUUCCUUCUACUUCAUGCCCAGCUGUCCAUUCACAGCCUCUUCCUUCUACUUGCUAAGUGGGCUCUUGGAUGCCUUCGACGGACAUGCGGCCAGGGCCCUGAAUCAAGGGACACGGUUUGGGGCGAUGCUGGACAUGCUAACUGAUCGAUGUUCUACCAUGUGUCUGCUGGUAAACCUAGCUCUGCUCUACCCUCGUGCCACCCUGCUCUUCCAGCUCAGCAUGAGUCUAGAUGUUGCCAGCCAUUGGCUGCACCUACACAGCUCAGUGAUCCGGGGCAGUGAGAGCCACAAAACCAUUGACCUAACAGGGAAUCCUAUCCUUCGACUUUAUUAUACUUCCCGGCCAGUGCUAUUCAUCAUGUGUGCUGGGAAUGAAUUUUUCUACUGUCUCCUUUACUUGCUCAAUUUUUCAGAGGGACCCUCAGUGGGUUCAGUGGGUCUGUUUCGAGUGGGACUCUGGGUAUCUACUCCUAUCGCUCUUCUCAAGUCCCUCAUCAGUGUCAUCCACCUGGUCACUGCUGCACGCAACAUGGCCGCCCUAGAUGCUGCUGACCGUGCCAAGAAGGAAUAGCCCUGAUGUCUUUCCUGCUUCCAGCAAUCUUCUAGCCCUAUUCUUCUCCACAGUGUCCUGCACCCUAUCCCCCAUGGUGCUGUUAUGCCCUCCCCCAAUGAGGCCAGCCUUUUAUAUAGCAUAAGGCAUGUCCUCCACUGCUGUUACCCCUUCACCCCCUCACCCCCAAUGCUGUCAGAACCUCUUUGAGGAUGUCACUGUUCUUUGUUCCCACUCCCAUGUGAUGUCACUUCCCUGAGAUGAGGGUAGCACCUAGACAUCAGAUGAGGGCUCUCUUUGUGGGGGCAAUGAUGGAAGUCCCAGCCACAGGAGAUAAGGCCAUAACCUCCAUGACUUGGGGCUGGCCAUAGCCCAAGGGUGGCCGAACUCCUUGGGAGAAGGUGUGGAGCUACAGGGGUAUGUCCUCGCACUGAGCCAGGCCAGGGGGCUGUUGUUUCAGCCCCAGGAGAUGGUGUGACCCAUGCCAGUUAGCAUGGUACUACUGUAUUUGAGGGAGGUGGUGUGGGGGCUGGUUCUCCACCAGGGGCCAAACUCCCCUUCUCUUGGCCUGGAUGUCUGGAAUUGGAGGAGUCUUUGCCCUGGACUUUACCCAGGAGGGAAGGAGGCUGUCUGGAUCCUUCCCUGUUGGAUUGUGUCUCAUGAUGUGUAAUCUGGCCCUGAGGCCUUGAUGAUAAAGAAGGAAACUUCACAAUCAGA
Molecule: messenger RNA, 1898 nt
Organism: Trichosurus vulpecula (common brushtail)
Lineage: Eukaryota; Metazoa; Chordata; Mammalia; Diprotodontia; Phalangeridae
Gene: CDIPT
Product: CDP-diacylglycerol--inositol 3-phosphatidyltransferase
Exons: 6
Coding region: 561-1202 (213 amino acids)
Biological process (GO): phosphatidylinositol biosynthetic process
Cellular component (GO): Golgi apparatus; membrane
Molecular function (GO): CDP-diacylglycerol-inositol 3-phosphatidyltransferase activity
Source: RefSeq, a predicted model, not a curated record